GGAGCCGCGCGGUGGACGCCAGGUCAGGUGUGACGGACGGGAUCGAGAGCAGCGAUGGGGGCAGAGGCAGCGCCUGGGGCGCCGGCUCAGCCGGACGCGCUCUUCACGGAGCCGUGGAUGGCCAACUGCGCCCAGCAGGUCAACUUCCCGAACCCGGCCUGUCAAAAGGUUCUGGAGAAGGUGAACCAGGCACUGGCCUCGCGAGUCAAAGGCCAACUGAGCUCCGAGGCCAAACAGCAGGCGCUCUUCAGCCUCCUCGGAAAGGAAUUUGUCCGGCAGCAUUUUCCGCACCACAAGUUCAACACGAAAAUACUGGAACCUCCGAAGAUGGCUCCGGCCGUCAAAGAGAAGCACCUGCGCGAGAUGCGCGCCCACCUGAAGGCGGAGCUCGGCGGCGCGAUGCGCGACUGUGGCUACCCUGAGAACGUGGGCGACUACCGCGGCGACGACGAGCUGGGCACCUUCGUCUCAGAGGUCAAGGGCAUCUUCUCGGCCGGCCUGCAGACAGAGAUCGGCCGCGUCAUGGAUGAGGAGAAGGUGCAGUCGGCCAAGGUGCGGAAGGAGCGCGACGAGUUCCGCGACCGGGGCUCGGACGAGGCCGACACCACCGACACCGACGACGAGGAGGAGCUGGGCAAGCGGAAGAAGAAGCGCACUCGGCUGCGUCCCAGCGACGUGGCCGGCCGCGCGCUGCUCACGGUGCUCGCCAAGGACCCGGCGCAGUCGGCCGAGCUGCCCAACAGACUGAAGGGCCAGUUCCCGCUGCUGUCUCGCCCGUUGCGUCGGCACGUGUGGCUGACAGAGCUCCUCUCCAGCGAGAACAAGCGCCACGUCAGCGUGGAGGAGGCAGAGCCCCAGCUGAUGGCAGCCUUCAAACAGACCCUGACCAAGAGGACCAAGGAACAGAAGGGUCAGAGGGCGAACCGCAGCCCGCAGUGGAAGCUCAUCGAUAACGUCCUUAUCGAGGCUUACGACCGCUCGCUGCCGCUUCGGCCUCUCGACUGCGACGACCACUUGAUCCUGGCGGCUCAGGCUCUGAACGUGCUGAACACGUACGACAAGGGCUUCACGCACACGCAGGCCUACUGGCUGUGCCCGCUCCAGCUGGCCAUCGAGGCAGAGGAAACCGACACCGAGUCCUACGUGAUUCAGCUGGCUCUGUACCUGGACCUGCUGCUGCGACACUGCAAGCCCUCCACCGAGCAGCUCUUCAAGCUGGCCGACAGGGUGAUCGAGAACGUCAAGUCCAAGGACCCCGAGUACCACCGGCACCUGCAGGAGAUCUGCCGCAACCGGCCCAAGGUGGUGAUGCAGGAUUUCAUUCCAGAAGUUCUUCAUAAGGACCAUAAGACUGCCGUGAAGCAGUAUAACGAGAUGCUGGACAUGUUAAAGAAGGGCAAGGAGCUGAGCGCCAAGCAGGUCGACAUGUUCUCCGAUCCGAAGAUAUUCAUCCGCAAGUGGCUUGUGCAGUGUUUUGUCGGCAUUCUGAGUGUGACGGCGCAGCAGCUGCUCUGGGACCAGCUGUUCCUGCGCGACUGGAACCGCGAGCUGCUCUUCCACGCGGCGGUGGCGGUGCUCCACCUGAUCCGGCCCUGGAUGAUGCGCGCCACCUCCUAUAGCGGCGCAAAGAAGGUGUUCCUGGAAGAGCCCGGCAAGCUGUACACCCUGGACGUGCGGAAGGCCUUCAUGCAUCUGGUGACUGGCGGCAAGUACUCGGCCCUGCCGGAAAACAAAAACUACAUCAGUCCACCGACUCCGGCGGCCGCACCGCGCGAGCCCAGCCCGCCCCGGCGCGAGCGGAAGACCGUCCUGCCGCCCGUGAAGGACGCCAAGCCGGCGUCGCCGCCUCGACCUCGCUUUAUGCCAGUCAACAUCAACCUGGACGAUGAUGACGACGAGGAGGAGGUGAAGCCGAAAAUUGAGCCGCUUCCCGACUCUGCCUCGAGCUCCUCAGAAGACUCUGACGACGACACGCCGCCGCCGCGCGACCCGACGCCGCCUCCCCGGCCGCCGGCGGCUCCGGAGGACGGGGCGUGGUGCCCCCAUGACCGGAGCCAGGACGGCCGGCUGCCGGAGCCCACCCCGGUGACGGCCACCUUCGACCUCUACAUCGACAGCGUGCGCUUCAUCCCCGACAACGCCGUCUUCUGCAAGGUGACCGGACGCGUGUUCAACUUCAACCUGGGCGGAGAGGCAGAGAAGCUGGACGACAUCCUAGCCUACCCUCUGCACAGCUCCAACCACCGCUGUCCCCGCUUCAACUUCAGGAUGGCGCUCAACAAGGACCGCGUCAUCGUCAACCACAACAUGGUCAUCAUGCUCAGAAUCUACUGCUAUGAAGAGAGCACCAAUCAGAUGGUGGUUGCCGGCACCACGCUGCUGGCGCCGUUCGACUCCGCCCAGGGGAAGCCGGUGCUGCGGGUCGGCGGCCACCAGCAGCGGAUCCGGGUCGGCCUGCCCAGCUUCGAGGGCGGCGUGGCCAACCUGAUGGCCAGCGACAUGGACAGCAACCCCACCAUCCCGGGCCUGACCAUCCUCUACCGACUGCUGCCCCACACAGAGUCGGCGGUGGACGCGCCCGAGUACAGCAGCGGCUACUACCAGAGCGCCAGCUGCGAGCCGGGAGAGUCGGAGAAGCGUCUGUUCCGGCACUACCUGCGCAGGGACACGGCUGACCUCACUGUGGGCGAGUGGUGCCGGCGGCUGCAGGAGAGGCAGAGGACCAGCCAGCUGGCGGAUGGACCCAACCUGCAGAAAUGGAUGGAGACGAUGCUGGAGUCUAAGAAGGAGAAGGACAAGGACAAGAAGGCAGCUGUGCCCGAUCUGGACCUGCAGAAGUUCAUCCAUUACGACAUCGAGGUCGGCGCCAAUGUGAUGCUCGAGCAGGCGUUCGGACUGCCGGCGUUUCUGGAGAACCGUUUCACACUGGCCAUGGUGGAAUACCUGCCCGGAAAGGCCACUAAGGACUCCGGGCCGGCCGGAGCCGGUCGCGGCGACCCGGCCGCCGAGCGCUUCGUCACCCAGAAGCUGGACAUCAACAGUCUGCAGCGCUCGCCCAACUGGACGGACCCGCACACGACGCUCCACCCGCACUACGACGACGACACAGUGCUGGUGGUGCGCCUGUUCUCUCUGCCGCUCGAGUACCGGCCCGGCGGAACGGUGAGGCCGCGGGACGGAGACGCCGAGCCCGAGCUGCAGCUAGACCGGCCCGCCGCCUGGACGCUGCUGCAGCUCUUCGACAGCAAGUCCGUGUUUUCUGGCACUCACGCGGUGCCGCUGCUGAUGCCGCCCGUGAACUCCGAGUUCCUGGAGCUGGCGCAGCGCACCGGGGCCGGCGCCAAGCUGUUCUCCGAAGGAAAAUCCAAGGAGCUCAUCACUCCGCACGACGGCGCCAGCCUGGAGGUGACCAUCUGGGACGGCACGUUCAGCAGCGAGGAGUGUCCGCCGAUCCAGCGGUACGACUCGGUGCUGGCCGCCCUCCAGCCGCUGGACAAGUACAACAAACACAAGUCGCAGAAGGCCGGCCCGCCCGUGAACGCGCUGGUCUUUGAGAACAUGACGGAGAAGCAGCAGCAGGAGGGCGUCCACGGCGACGACUACAUCUACGAGAAGCAGACCUUCGAGACGGCCAUGGUGAAAAAGUUCAACACCCUGCUGAACAAAGCCUUGGUGUCCAGCGGAGAGAAGAAGAUCCAGGGCAUCCCAGAGGAGUAGAGGCCGCUACCUGUCUCCCUGACGUGACCCGGCGAUCACCCGACCGUGACCUUUGACCGGGCGGCGGCUCGGUCGGGUCGCUCGGGAGAGGACGGUGGAGGGCCCAUGUUGGCCAUGUUUGCUGCACAGCUGAGCUGCCACAGCGUCAGAUGAUUAUUUAGCUGUCACUGCGUAAAAUGAUUUGGCCGACAGUGUGUCAUGUGUGUCGGAAUUGUUAUGUUAGCGAUUUAAGAUUUUGGAAAGCAAGCACACACAGCACAUCAGCUUCGUGUGCCAUUGUCUUUAAGAAAGGUUUGUGAAGUACGGUGGAGCUCAGCUCUAUUUUCUUAGAGUGCAUUUUCAGCAAGGUGGGGCAGGGGAGGAAAAGAUCAUGGCCACUAUAUAUAAUAGUUAAUUUCGGUGAGGGAUGCGAAUCAGGGCAAAGACCAGUUACAUGUAGGCAGCCGAGGCCGUGUUUGUGUGAACGGGAGAUACCGCGCUCACACAGUCAGUCUCACUCCGUCAGUGGCACAUGAUGUGACGUCGGUGUCACGUCAUGUGACGUCGGCGUCACGUCGUGUGACGUCGGCGUCACAUCGUGUGACGCACGACAAACACCGCUCAGUCACCGCAGUAAAGCAUACAGCACACAGUCUUGGUCAGUGUUUGUCCGCCCAAAUUCUAAUUUACACAGCGUUACCUGAUUCUGCGUGAAUUUAGCAGCUGAUUUGUGUCUGUGUGUCUUGGUUCACUAACAGUGAAAAGCCAGCACUGCUUUGAUGAGCCGCGUAAUAGAUUGAAAUGAAACGGUUAUGUUGAAAUGCUCGAUAUUUGGCUUUUCUUUCGCUGCCAAGUAUUUUUGAACAGCCGUGUUGAAAUGCUCAAUAUUUGACUUUUCUUUCGCAACCAAGUAUUUUGUUUUGUUUUGAUACUUUGACGCUGGUUGUUUAAUAUGUUGUAGUGAGUUUUUAUUGAUGUGAUAAUGUGAUAUAUUAUGCUCACUGUUGUGCUUAUGCUGAUCUCAUUUUAUCAAAUACAUGAUAUAUUGUUCAAGCAGCCUGCAACAUCAUUUCGUGUAUAGCCGAUCUCAUUGUUUUACGUCAUUGUUCAUAUUGUUUUGUACUCUAGGACG
Molecule: messenger RNA, 4828 nt
Organism: Amphibalanus amphitrite
Lineage: Eukaryota; Metazoa; Arthropoda; Thecostraca; Balanomorpha; Balanidae
Exons: 22
Coding region: 55-3717 (1220 amino acids)
Source: RefSeq, a predicted model, not a curated record